AUGGUUGAGGCGAGCACGCUAGCCACUGCAGGCGCGCGGCCCGUGGCUCCGGCUGCAGCUGCACGCGUCGAGCUCGCCAACCCGCCGUCGCUGCACUGUGCGCACAAGGACUUCCUCAAGGCGGGCUCCGUCGACACACUUGUCACCCUCGACCUCUCCUUCCUCGGCACGCUGCUACGGACCGGCAAGCUCUCUCCGGCACACGUGGUCUUCGAGUCGUUUGACGUGAAGCGCGCCCAGAUCUUCUUUGAGCUCAAGGCGGGAGAGCUAAACAUCAACGGGCUGGUGCGCGAGCUCGCCGAGCGGGAGGUGUGCGCCGCCCUCGCCGCGAGAGGGAAGUGUCUCGGACUCUUCCCGCGCCCGUGCCAAGCGCCGACGCCGCCGACGCCCAACCUGCUCCGGCUGCGCAUCGGGGCGGUGUCCAUCAAGGACCUCUUCACCGGGUACAAGGGCGACGUCGAGCGAGACCUGCGCCGGUACGGCCAGGCCGAGGCGGCGGAGCUCGGGGAGCGGCUGCUCUUCGACCAGUUGGUGCCGCAGGCGCUCAAGGAGGUGUUCGGGACGAGUCUCGGCGGGCAGGCCAUCGGCAGCAUCAUGGCGGGGCUCGGCGCUCGCUCUGCGGCCUGGUUCCAGGGCAUCGGCCGCGACAUCCGCGCAGGCUUCGAGCGGUCGGUGCAGGCUGCACGCAAGGGAGCCGCAGUCGCCUCGACCGAUCCUGCGCCGCCGCCCGUUGGCGCGGGAGCGCCGAGCGGCGAGACGCCUCUGGCGGCGGCGACGGCCGGCGCGACGCCGCGGGCCGAGCUGCUCAAGGCGACGCAGAAGCAGGUGGCGGCGGCGGCGGGGCCACUCGGGCCGAAGUGGAAGCUUGCAUCCUCGGGCGCAAAGUCUUCCGACGCCAGCGCCGGCGCCGGCGCCAGUGCAGGCGCUAGCGGCAGCGCGGGAGGAUCUGCCGGGGGCGGCAAGCCCGCGUCGGCGGCUGGUUGAACCGAACGGAUCGAAAUGGGGUUCAGAUGGGUAGAUAUGUUCAUCCCUCGUGAAGAUUCUGAUCUCAGGAGCGGGCUCAUUUCAGUGACUGUGGCGUUUGUAAACCGACCAAACAACG
Messenger RNA from Emiliania huxleyi CCMP1516, 1102 nucleotides. RefSeq lists its product as hypothetical. The record is from RefSeq and is a predicted model, not a curated record. NCBI's taxonomy places the organism in Eukaryota, Haptophyta, Isochrysidales, Noelaerhabdaceae. The transcript is spliced from 11 exons. The coding region runs from base 1 to 984 and encodes 327 amino acids.